Messenger RNA from Haemonchus placei, 1086 nucleotides. NCBI's taxonomy places the organism in Eukaryota, Metazoa, Nematoda, Chromadorea, Rhabditida, Trichostrongylidae. The record is from the annotation of a GenBank genome assembly.
AUGACUACGUUGGCACACGAACUCUUUCCACUUGACAAGGGACCAAGGCGCAAUGAAUACAGUCAUGAUCGAGGCGCGCUUGAAAGUAUGGCCACAUCUGUGGGUUCUACGCGCUACGUGUAUUUUGUUCAUAAGAAGACGGUAAUUCCCAAAAUCAAAAAGGACGUUUUGACGGUUUACGAUCUGUGGAAGGGUUCUGCCAGCGAAUAUGCUGUAGACAGGAAUGAUUACGACGAAUUGAAGGAGUUUUACGAAUUGAAUUCUGAUGAAGGUAUUGCUAUAGUGGAUAACAAGCACGAGCUUCUGGUAUUACACAUGAAACUGGAUCAUGAAAAGAAGAAAGUUCAAGAAUUGGAUAGAAUCCAAGUGCUCGAUAACUGGCAGCAACAUAAUGGCAUGAAGGAAUAUAGGUGUAUGAGAAGCGAGAAAGGAUUCACUUUGGUGGCGUGCUCCGAGCAAGGGAUACGUGUGUCGGAAUUGCAAUUCCAUGGAAAAUUUAUUGACAUUGCACAUACUGACAUCGCUUACGAAGGCGAAUGCUAUUUCCUCUACACUGAUCCAUGGCGAGAAGGGGACGUCAUAUACUCGUUUGAAAGUGAACCAAUACCGGGAUCUGAGGAAGAACGCAGUUUCAAUGGGAAUCUUUUUGCGAUUGAUCUGCGUCGUAAAGUGAUCCACACGAUCCCAUCGAAAUUCCCAUUUGCGCCUGCCGUGGGAGAAGAGAAUGCGAAAGGAGUUGUUCAUGUAAUGGGGGUUUUCCACAGGCCAGGUCAUCUGUGGGUAGUCACUCAGAAUACCACACAAAUAGCUACCCUAAGUGUUUGGAAGCUUGAUGCUGAUGGGUGGCACAAAGUGACUAGUGUGGACAACGACGAGUAUGAAGUCACUAUGGAUGUGUGCGCUGAUGGCAGUGCUAUAGUAGUUCUAGAAGACGAAGUCAAUGGAAGUCCUGUAAUGCGAAAUAUUCGACAUCGUGGACCCCCAAGUCUGUAUUCGUUAGCGCGGACCAGCGCUAUCAAGCAUUUUCCCGUCCUUCGAUGCGACUCAUACUUCACACAGUUAUUCUCACAACGAUUGUUCAAAUAA